Nasonia vitripennis (jewel wasp) is the source of this 8564-nucleotide messenger RNA. It is a transcript of the gene ACC, whose product is annotated as acetyl-CoA carboxylase. The record is from RefSeq and is a predicted model, not a curated record. Bases 353 to 7573 code for a protein of 2406 amino acids. The transcript has 12 exons. Gene Ontology annotation, molecular function: ATP binding; acetyl-CoA carboxylase activity; metal ion binding. Lineage: Eukaryota; Metazoa; Arthropoda; Insecta; Hymenoptera; Pteromalidae. Gene Ontology annotation, biological process: fatty acid biosynthetic process.
ACAGUCUAAUCGUCGCCGCAGUAGGACAAGAGACGCAUCGAGAAAAAAGAGGUCCUCUUCUUUUUUUGAACAAUCUCAGUCCUGCAGACGACGGGAAAUCGUCAUAGAUGACGGCUCACAGGUACGACCUCACCGCGUCCUAGUGCCAGCCACACUCUUCGAUCGACUCUCUCGCAGGCGUCAAAGUGAUAUACAUACACAGAGACAGGAAGGAGAAGAGAAAGAGAGAAAGAUAGCCUAUAAGUAGCGGUACAUAUAAAACGAGGGCGAUAUACAGCAGCAGAGGAGGGAAAGAGAGUCGACCGAAUGACAGGCGACAAGACCAACGUGGAAGCUAACCUCCAGGAGGACAAUGUUCCGCCGCCUGCGCCGCGGAAGAUCCGCCACCGUUCACGGAUUCUGGGGCGACUUCUGCUGGCUCGUCGUUGUCCGGUUCUUUCAUCUCUGUCGGCUUCUCGCGGAGGAUCGUUACCCAUGUGGAAGUCAACGGUUGCUCGGUCCACCCUCAGGUAACGUUAAGGAAGAAGCGGCGUCGACGAGGAGCACAGUCGAGGAAACAGCCAAGGAGGUCGAUAAAUUGUCGUCAUCAUCAUCAUCAUCGUCGGCGAGUGAAAAGACGAUGGCAGAACCGGUGAGUUUUGUCCUGGGCGAGACGGAGGAUGACGCCGGCGGUGAGGAGCUGGCCGAGACGGGGGACAGUUUCCCCGGGGACAAGCUCCAGCAUCAGACCAGCCAACAGGGACAGCAGAGUUUGCCCAAUGGCCUAGCCGAGCGGCGCAGACGCCUCAGGCCCAGCAUGUCGCAGGGCACGGUGAUGAUCCAGGCGCAGAGUCGGCUCACGGAGAAGGACUUCACCGUCGCUACACCCGAGGAGUUCGUGCAUCGAUUCGGAGGCACUCGCGUCAUCACUAAGGUCCUGAUCGCCAACAACGGCAUCGCGGCUGUGAAAUGCAUGCGAUCAAUCCGUCGCUGGUCCUACGAGAUGUUCAAGAACGAGAGGGCCGUCCGCUUCGUCGUUAUGGUCACCCCGGAGGAUCUGAAGGCCAACGCGGAGUACAUAAAGAUGGCGGACCAGUACGUGCCGGUUCCCGGAGGCAGCAACAACAACAACUACGCGAACGUAGAGCUGAUCGUCGACAUAGCCAACAGGACGCAGGUUCAGGCCGUCUGGGCCGGCUGGGGUCACGCCUCGGAGAACCCGAAACUGCCCGAGCUUCUGCACAAGAACAACGUCACCUUCAUCGGACCCUCGGAGAGGGCCAUGUGGGCUCUGGGUGACAAGAUCGCGUCGAGCAUCGUCGCGCAGACGGCCGACGUGCCGACGAUGGCCUGGUCGGGCUCGGAUCUCAAGGCCCAGUACAGCGGCAAGAAGAUCAAGAUCUCGUCGGAGCUGUUCAAGAAGGGUUGCGUCGCGACCGUCGACGAGGCUCUUUCCGCAGCUCACAAGAUCGGCUACCCGAUCAUGGUGAAGGCUAGCGAGGGUGGCGGUGGCAAGGGUAUCAGGAAGGUGGAGAACGCCGAGGAACUGCCCUCGCUCUUCAGGCAGGUGCAGGCCGAAGUUCCUGGCUCGCCGAUCUUCAUCAUGAAGCUCGCCAAAUGCGCCAGGCAUUUGGAGGUGCAGCUGCUGGCCGACAAUUACGGGAACGCGAUAUCGCUCUUCGGACGCGACUGCUCCAUUCAGAGGAGGCAUCAGAAGAUUAUCGAGGAGGCGCCCGCGGUCAUUGCCAAGCCCGACGUCUUCGAGGAGAUGGAGAAAGCUGCGGUACGGUUGGCCAAGAUGGUGGGCUAUGUGAGCGCGGGAACAGUCGAGUACCUGUACGACACGUCGGGUAGGUACUACUUCCUUGAGCUGAAUCCCAGGCUGCAAGUCGAGCAUCCCUGCACAGAGAUGGUGUCGGACGUUAACCUGCCCGCGGCUCAGCUUCAGGUCGCCAUGGGUUUACCUCUUCACAAUAUCAAGGACAUCAGGUUGAUGUACGGAGAGAGUCCCUGGGGUGACACCAUCAUCGACUUCGAUCAGCCCAGGCACAAGCCUCAGCCGUGGGGUCACGUUAUAGCUGCUAGAAUCACCAGUGAGAACCCCGACGAGGGUUUCAAGCCCAGCAGCGGUACGGUCCAAGAGCUGAACUUCCGCUCGUCGAAGAACGUGUGGGGUUACUUCUCCGUGGGAGCCUCCGGAGGUCUGCACGAGUUCGCUGACUCGCAGUUUGGUCACUGCUUCUCCUGGGGAGAGGAUCGGCACCAGGCGCGCGAGAACCUUGUCAUUGCUCUGAAAGAACUGAGCAUUCGUGGUGACUUCCGUACGACCGUCGAGUACCUCAUCACUCUGCUCGAGACCGAGUCCUUCCAGACGAACAACAUCGACACCGCCUGGCUGGACGCGCUCAUUGCCGAGCGCGUGCGCAGCGAUAAGCCCGACGUCCUGCUAGCUAUUACCUGCGGCGCGCUUCACAUUGCCGAGAACACCAUCAACGCGGCCUUCAGUGGAUUCCAAACGUCUCUGGAACGCGGACAGAUACAGGCUUGCAUUGACCUCGACAACGUCGUCUACAUCGAGCUCAUCAACGAUGGCUUCAAGUACAAGGUCCAGGUGACCAAGUCGGGUCCCAACAGCUACUUUCUGGUUAUGAACGGAUCCUACAAGGAGGUGGAGAUACACAGACUGUCGGACGGGGGUCUUCUUCUCUCCCUCGAUGGAGGCAGCUUCACGACCUACAUGCGCGAGGAGGUCGAGCGUUACCGUGUCGUCAUCGGCAACCAGACCUGCGUCUUCGAAAAGGAAAACGACCCGUCGCUGCUGCGCUGUCCGUCGGCUGGUAAACUCAUCAACUACCUCGUCGAAGACGGUGGCCACGUAGAAGCCAAUCAGGCCUAUGCCGAAAUCGAAGUCAUGAAGAUGGUAAUGAACGUCACGUGUUCCGAGCCUGGCACGCUCUUCUACGUCAAACGACCUGGUGCCGUACUCGAGGCUGGUAGUCUCAUAGCCCGCCUUGAACUCGACGACCCGUCGCUCGUCACUAGGGCUCAGGACUACAACGGCCAGUUCCCCGGUCCCAGCAGUACCGCCGUACCCGAGAAACUGAAUCACCUUCACGCCAAGUACCGUGCUGCUUUGGAGAACUGCUUGGCCGGCUACUGUCUACCCGAGCCCUAUCACCUACCCAGACUACGCGAGCUGGUCGAGAAGUUUAUGGGAUCGUUGCGAGAUCCCUCGCUGCCGCUCCUCGAACUCCAGGAGGUCAUAGCGUCGAUUUCAGGUCGCGUACCGCUCAGCGUAGAGAAGAAGAUCCGCAAACUCAUGACCUUGUACGAGCGCAACAUCACAUCUGUGCUCGCUCAGUUCCCAAGCCAGCAGAUUGCCGCCGUGAUCGAUGGCCACGCCGCUACCUUAUCGAAACGAGCCGAGCGCGACGUCUUCUUCCUGACGACCCAGGCGAUCGUGCAGCUGGUGCAACGCUACCGCAACGGCAUCCGCGGUCGCAUGAAGACGGCGGUGCACGAGCUACUGCGCCAAUACUACACCGUCGAGGUGCACUUCCAGCAGGGUCACUACGACAAGUGUGUUACUGCCCUCGUCGAGAAGUACAAGGAUGACAUCAGCCAAGUCACCGGAACGAUCUUCAGUCACAUUCAGGUCCUCAAGAAGAACGUGCUCGUCACGAUGCUGAUCGACCAUCUCUGGGCCAACGAGCCGGGUCUGACGGACGAGCUUGCCUCGACUCUGACUGAAUUAACGAGCCUCAACAGACAGGAGCACAGCCGCGUAGCGCUGCGCGCUCGUCAGGUACUGAUCGCUGCCCAUCAACCGGCCUACGAGCUCCGACACAACCAGAUGGAGUCCAUCUUCUUGUCGGCGGUCGACAUGUACGGUCACGACUUCCACCCGGAGAACCUGCAAAAACUCAUUCUGUCCGAGACCUGCAUCUUCGACAUUCUCCACGACUUCUUCUACCAUUCUAACAGGGCGGUCUGCAACGCUGCCCUCGAGGUCUAUGUUCGUCGGGCCUACAUCAGUUACGAGCUGACCUGUCUACAGCAUCUCGAGCUAUCGGGUGAACUGCCGCUCGUGCACUUCCAGUUUAUGCUGCCGAGCAAUCACCCCAACAGACAGAACCACUCGCUGGUGAAUCACCGAACCGGAGCGAUGGCCGCUUUCAAGGACCUCGCUCAGUUCUCACAGUACGCCGAUGAAAUUCUCGAUCUCCUCGAGGACCUGUCAUCUCCCACCUCCCUCUCGGCCAAAGUUCUCGAAGCCGUCGAAUCCGCUGUCGGUGGCAGCGAGUCUCGUCACAGUACCUCCAUAAACGUGGACCAGAACGCUCAGCCUCCGCAGCAGGUCGAAGCCCAGAAAUCUGAACCCGUGCAUAUUCUCAGCAUUGCCGUGCGCGAAGAGAGCAACCAUGACGAUGCCACCAUGGCCCGUCUCUUCGGCGAGUGGUGCGCCAGCAACCGCGACGAGCUCACAGACCGAGGUAUCAGGCGUGUGACUUUCGCCGCGCUGAAGAAGCGACAGUUCCCCAAGUUCUUCACUUUCCGUCAGCGCGACAACUUUGUGGAGGACAGGAUCUACCGCCACCUCGAGCCCGGCUGCGCGUUCCACAUCGAACUGAAUCGCAUGCGCACCUACGACCUGGAGGCACUGCCGACCUCCAACCAAAAGAUGCACCUCUACCUCGGCCAGGCGAAGGUGGCAAAGGGUCAACAGGUCACGGACUACCGCUUCUUUAUCCGCUCGAUCAUUCGACACUCGGAUCUCAUCACAAAGGAGGCCAGCUUCGACUAUCUGCACAACGAGGGCGAGCGGGUAUUGCUCGAAGCGAUGGACGAACUCGAGGUUGCCUUCUCACACGCGCUGGCUAAACGCACCGACUGCAAUCACAUCUUCCUGAACUUCGUGCCGACGGUCAUUAUGGACCCAGCGAGAAUCGAGGAGAGCGUCACGAGUAUGGUACUGCGCUACGGCCCCAGACUCUGGAAACUCAGAGUCAGACAGGCCGAGAUCAAGAUGACCAUCAGGCCGGCGCCCGGAAAGCCCACUUCCAACGUCAGACUCUGCAUUUCUAACGACAGCGGAUACAGUAUCGACCUGCAUCUGUAUGCCGAGGCUACCGAUCCCAAGACCGGUGUGAUUAGGUUCGAGUCGUACUGUCCGAGCAAUAGCAACACCCUCAACUGGAGGCCCGGACCGAUGCACGGUUUGCCCAUUUCCACGCCGUAUCUCACGAAGGACUAUCUGCAGGCCAAGAGAUUCCAGGCGCAGAGUGCUGGAACUACUUACGUCUAUGAUUUGCCUGAUAUGUUCCGGCAGCAGAUUGAGAAGGCCUGGGCUAAGCACGUCGAAGAAGCCGCUGCUCUUAAUGAGCAAGUGACCAUACCUAAUCCCGUCAUGGACUGCGUCGAGCUGGUUUUGGAAGGCGAGAAUCUCGUUGAGCAGAAACGAUUGCCAGGGGAGAACGACGUUGGUAUGAUUGCUUGGAGAUUAACGCUCUACACAUCGGAGUGUCCAAAUGGCCGAGACAUCAUUCUUAUCGCCAACGAUCUGACGUGUUUCAUCGGUUCUUUUGGGCCGAAAGAGGAUCUGCUUUUCUACAGGGCGUCGGAGAAAGCGCGGCAGCUUGGCAUUCCCAGAGUCUACUUUUCGGCUAAUGCCGGUGCUCGUAUUGGGCUUGCGGAAGAAGUGAAAGGUCUGUUCCACAUAGCGUGGGAAGACAAACAGGAUCCGGAAAAGGGAUUCAAGUACAUAUAUCUGACACCAGACGAUUAUGCUCGCAUCGGGCCGCUGAAUUCGGUAAAGGCGAGCUUGAUCGAGGACGAGGGUGAGUCGCGUUACAAACUCACCGACAUUAUUGGACAGCAGGAUGGACUCGGUGUUGAGAAUCUCAAAUACGCCGGUUUGAUUGCCGGUGAAACGUCGAGAGCGUACGACGAGGUGGUGACGAUAUCCGUGGUAUCCUGCCGCGCUAUUGGCAUUGGCUCGUACCUCGUUCGUCUCGGCCAGCGUGUCAUCCAGAUCGAGAACUCGCAUAUCGUCCUCACAGGUUACAGAGCCUUGAACUCCGUGUUGGGUCGCGAGGUCUACGCUAGCAACAACCAACUCGGUGGCAUUCAGAUCAUGCACAACAAUGGCAUAUCGCACGCGGUAGAGCCGCGCGACCUGGACGGUAUUUCCACAGUCCUCAGGUGGCUGAGCUACGUGCCAGCUGUUAAAGGCGCGCCACUGCCUGUUAGCCCUAUCAUUUCCGAUCCGAUCGACAGAGAAAUCAUGUACUUGCCUACCAAGGCGCCUUACGACCCUCGGUGGAUGCUGGAGGGUAGGCCGCUGCCUUCCGACGCCAACGUUUGGGAGAGUGGAUUCUUCGACAAAGGAUCAUGGGCGGAGAUCAUGAGGCCUUGGGCUCAAACGGUGGUCACGGGUAGAGCGAGACUCGGCGGUAUACCCGUCGGUGUGAUAGCCGUAGAGACGCGCACCGUAGAGCUUCACUUACCAGCUGAUCCAGCAAACUUGGACUCGGAGGCUAAGACUGUUUCACAAGCCGGACAAGUCUGGUACCCCGACAGUGCCUACAAGACGGCUCAGGCCAUCAAAGACUUUGGCAAGGAAGAGCUGCCUCUGUUCAUAUUUGCCAACUGGCGUGGUUUCUCCGGUGGCAUGAAAGACAUGUACGAGCAGAUCAUGAAGUUUGGUGCCUACAUCGUCGAUGGGCUACGCGAGUACACGCGACCAAUUUUCGUGUACAUUCCACCCAAUGGUGAAUUGAGGGGAGGAGCCUGGGCCGUAGUCGACCCGUUCAUCAAUCCGCAGUGUAUGGAGAUGUUCGCGGAAACAACGAGUCGCGGUGGCGUGCUCGAACCCGAGGCUAUCGUCGAGAUCAAGUUCCGACAGAAGGACAUCCUGAAAACGAUACAGCGCGAGGAUGAGAUUGUCCAACGUCUCAAGGAGAAGAUCGCGGCGCUCGGCUCGACUUGCGGUCCCACCGAGGAGAAGGUCGCGCUCGAGGCUGAGCUGCAGACGCGUGAGCACCAGCUCGAACCCAUGUACCACCAGGUAGCGGUACACUUUGCCGACUUGCACGACACUCCCGAGCGAAUGCUCGAGAAGGGCUGCAUCAACGAGAUCGUGCCCUGGCGUAACGCGCGUCGCUUCUUCUACUGGAGACUGAGGCGCCGGCUGCGCGAAGACCAGCUGCGCCGACAGAUCUUAGAGACACAACCCGAGCUGGGUGAGCGCCAGGUCGAGGCGAUGCUGCGUCGCUGGUUUGUCGAAGACAAGGGAGCUACAGAGUCCUACCUGUGGGACAACGAUGAGGCAGCGUCCAAUUGGAUGGAGAAACAGAUUACACUCGAUAACAGUGUGUUGCUGCGUAACAUGUCCUGCGUGAAGAAGGACGCGGUCGUCAGUAGGAUAAAGAAAGAGCUCGAGGCUUGUCCCGAGGUCAGGCUGGACGCCGUCCUGGAGAUGGCUCACAGGCUGGUGCCCCAGGAACGAGCGGAGUUGCAGCGAUCACUGGCCCAACUGGAGUCACCGGCCAACCAGGAGUCGGGCACCGAUUCGAGCUCGUCGUCCUCGCCCUAGUGCCACCCGCCCGGACGCGGGACCAUACUUUUUUUUAUAGCUCUCUUUCUCCAUCUUUGUAACUUAGUUCGCGCCCAUCCUCUCCCGCAUUUCUCCGCUGGAAUGGAGACUAAAUAAACGAAUGGGAAGCUCAUUCUUACCUAUACAUACACGCCGUUCACUUGUUUAGAGUUAGAAUCUUGUAUGGAGGGUUAUGGAACUAGAGAAAUUGAUUACCAAGUAUACUUCGAUUGUUCCGUGGAGUAUAUUGAAAACACAUUCUUGUUCCACUUCCAUUCUUUGGCGUAUGAUUUCUUCCUCGCUAGACGAUGCUAAUAUACGAGAAACUUGUUAAGGGCCCGCUCAGUUGGAAUCCAACUGAGACGCGCCUCGCCCAGACAUUGAUUUUAGACUUGUAUAUGCGUUGUGAGAUGUGGGGAAGAAAAUUGAUCUGUAUAGACGGAAAGUGCCAGACCACUGUGUGAAUCGCUAACGUUAAGUGUAGAUGUCCGGGAGGUCGGUCAUCCGGCGCGCUGAUCGGGCACGAUUCCAAAAACAAUUAGAGUAGUAGAGUAAUGUAAGUUUACCUUAUAAAUGUCAUAUAUGUAUAAAGGGAGUUUUCCUCGUGGCACAAUUGAAAAAAAGUAUACUUUUAUAAUAGUCAAUAUAUGAAUUUUAGUUAUUAAUACUAAUUAAAACUGAUGCUACUACUGUUAAUUUGAAUAAGAUUGUGGUAAUUACUGUCACUCUUUUUAUUACUAUAUUAUUUUUACAACUAGUGUUAUCUGUUAUCGUUGUUGUUAUUGUUGUUAUUGUCGACGAUCGAAUGUUGCGAAAAAAAGAUAUUCUUGACACGUCGAUAUAUCGAAGAGAGCUAUGCGCACGGCAUUCGGAUCGACUCGCAAUAAUCAACGAAAUCUUUGUAUAUGCCUUAAUCAGUAGAUACGUAAACAUAAGUUAUCAAUAUAAUUUCACCUCAAUUUUUGCUGAAUAAAAUUUAUUCACUUUUCAA